AUGGCGUGCCACAGGGACUUGUUGAAUGCCGCGGCGCUGUUGAUGACGAGGCGGAAGCUGAUGGCGCCGGGCACCACCUCGCCGAACCACGCGCCGCCCGGGCCGACGCCGUGGAGAGCCUCCCCAGACGAGGCAACAAAGGUGGCAGGCAGGCAGAGACCUAUCUUUGCUCAAGCGUCCAUAGCAGCCUGCACAAGAACCAAAGUUUGCAUUCAGAUGUCGACGGUCGUCAUGAGAGUGGAUCUUGAGUGCGAAAAGUGCUACAAGAAGAUCAGGAAGGUCCUCUGCAAGGUCCAAGACAAAGUGAGCAUCAGGACCAUCUCCUACGACGAGAAGAACAACACGGUGACGGUGUCCGGGCCCUUCGACGCGGAGGAGGUCGCCGACAGGCUCACCUCCGACGCCGGCAAGGUCAUCACCGACAUACACGUCGUCGGGGGCUUCGUCGGCUUCGGCUUGGGCGGCGGCGGAGGCGGAGGGAAACAGAAGCACGACGCCGCCGCCGCCACCCCCGGCAAGGCUCCCAAGCCAGGGAAGGCCAACGGCAACGGGCACGGCCAGGGCCAGGGCCAGGGCCAGGGACAUGGCCAUGGCGGGCACGGCGGCGGCGGAGGCCAUGGCGGGCACGGCGGUGGAGGCCAUGGCGGGCACGGUGGCGGCGGCGGCGGCGGCGGCAAGACGGAGAAGAAGCACGUCAAGUUCGACGACAUGGACCUGGACCUGGACGACGACGACUUCGACCUGGACGACAUGGACGAGCCGGCCGGGCGCCACGCGCACAGCGGGCACGGGAACGGCGGCGGCAAGCCGAAGAUCAUCAGGACCAACACCCCCAUCGCGGCGCGGCUGGAGGCGCCCCGCACCGGCCCGGCGAUGUCGAUGGCCGCGGCGGCGCCCGUGAGGAUGCCGAUGCCGGCGAUGGGGCCAAUGCCACAGCAGCAGGUUCAGCACGCGCAGGGCAUGGGCGUGCCGUCCAUCUGGCCAGCCGCCCCCGAGUGGGGCUACAGCACGCAGCCGUACGGCAGCUACAGCGGCCCGCCUGCCGGAGGGUACUACGGCGCCGGCCGGCCCGCCGGGCACUGGCCGGGGGCGUACGGCGGCUACGGCCGGAACCCGUACGCGCAGCAGCAGUACUACGAGGAAGAGCCCAGCGCUGCGUGCAGCGUCAUGUGA
Molecule: messenger RNA, 1173 nt
Organism: Miscanthus lutarioriparius
Lineage: Eukaryota; Viridiplantae; Streptophyta; Magnoliopsida; Poales; Poaceae
Source: the annotation of a GenBank genome assembly